AUGCGUUCAUUCGCCGUAAGCAUCGCGCUGCUUUCCUUCCUCGCGGCAGGAUCGCUUGCCCAGAACAACGGUAUCACACCUGUGACAUGCCAGUCAGAGACAGUCAACUGUGACUCAUCCGCAGACUGUGAAGCAAAGGGCAAGCUUGGCGGAUUUCCCUGCCCUGCUGGGUCCGGCCAAAACGAUGCCGACUGCUGGAUUGCCUCAAGUUCAGAUCCGAGCGUACAAAUGACAGUGCAGGUAAAUCGGUCUUUCCGAUAA
Colletotrichum scovillei is the source of this 261-nucleotide messenger RNA. RefSeq lists its product as uncharacterized. Bases 1 to 261 code for a protein of 86 amino acids. The transcript has 2 exons. NCBI's taxonomy places the organism in Eukaryota, Fungi, Ascomycota, Sordariomycetes, Glomerellales, Glomerellaceae. The record is from RefSeq and is a predicted model, not a curated record.